UGACACCCUAGGACUCGAAACACUGCAUUUACAGAGACGCUGCACAUCUUACUCAGGACCCUCUCUCGGAUUUUUCUCUCAGUGAAACGAUGUCUUCGGUUGGAGAAGCUGCUUGCUCCUACGCUGCUCUUAUUCUCUAUGAUGAUGGCAUCCCCAUCACCGCUGAGAAAAUUUCAACACUAGUGAAAGCUGCAAAUGUCCCUGUUGAAUCUUACUGGCCGGGCUUGUUUGCAAAGCUUUUUGAGAAGUGCAACAUUGAGGAUCUCAUAACCAAUGUUGGAGCUGGCGGUGGUGGCGCUCCGGUUGCCGCAGGUGCACCUAUUGCUGCUGGAGAUGGAGCUGGUGCUGCUGCUCCACCUCCCACCGAGGAAAAGAAGAAAGAAGAGCCGGAGGAGGAUGUUAGGAAAAUAAACCGAGUACAAAAAGACCGGAUAAAAGAUAUCUCAUUGUAUGGCUUUGUCCUGGAAUGA
This is a messenger RNA of Hibiscus syriacus, 470 nucleotides long. RefSeq names its product 60S acidic ribosomal protein P1-like. Gene Ontology annotation, molecular function: structural constituent of ribosome; protein kinase activator activity; ribonucleoprotein complex binding. Gene Ontology annotation, cellular component: ribosome; cytosolic large ribosomal subunit. NCBI's taxonomy places the organism in Eukaryota, Viridiplantae, Streptophyta, Magnoliopsida, Malvales, Malvaceae. The transcript is spliced from 4 exons. The coding region runs from base 90 to 470 and encodes 126 amino acids. The record is from RefSeq and is a predicted model, not a curated record. Gene Ontology annotation, biological process: translational elongation; cytoplasmic translation.